This is a messenger RNA of Solanum verrucosum, 1245 nucleotides long. RefSeq names its product septum-promoting GTP-binding protein 1-like. The record is from RefSeq and is a predicted model, not a curated record. Bases 146 to 1015 code for a protein of 289 amino acids. The transcript is spliced from 6 exons. Gene Ontology annotation, molecular function: GTP binding; GTPase activity. NCBI's taxonomy places the organism in Eukaryota, Viridiplantae, Streptophyta, Magnoliopsida, Solanales, Solanaceae.
ACAUUCCUAAAAAACACACACAUACAGGUCAACAAUUUGUCAUCGUCUUCACAAAGUCACAAAUAAAUCCAACCAGAAAAUUCCAACUAGAAAAAGACUGUCAAAAUGUGGAACCCAGAAUCAGUUCUUAUGUAUUUACUACAUCAUGGCUCAGAAAACCCAUGAUUUUUCACCGGAAAAAAUGACUAAUAUUUGCCGGAAAAUAGUUCAAGUCAAGAUUAGGUGGAAGAUAUUUGAUAAAGCUUCAAUCUUUAGGGAGUUUUUUCGUUUUAUUUGGGAAAGAAUCAUUGUUUGUUCAACUGACCGGAAACCGGUGAGGUACCGGCGUUUGUCUCGAAGAAGUUCAUCGUCUCCGGUGGCUAUGGAGGAAGUUGAAGGGUAUGGGGUAGGUGGUGGAGAAGGUGAUCCUUUAACUGCAACUUGUAGUGGGUAUGAUAGUGAUUCAGAUUUAGUUACUUUGAAGAUCAGUAUUUUGGGUGAUUGUCAGAUUGGUAAAACAAGUUUUGUGAUUAAGUAUGUAGGUGAUGAACAAGAAAAGAGGUGCUUGCAGAUGAAGGGAUUGAACUUAAUGGAUAAAACAUUAGUUGUACGAGGUGCACGAAUUGCAUUUAGAAUAUGGGAUGUAGGAGGUGAUCAUAGCUCAUUUGAUCAGAUUCCAAUUGCUUGUAAAGAUGCUGUUGCCAUUCUCUUUAUGUUCGAUCUCACUAGCCGGAGUACAUUGAACAAUGUGAUAAGUUGGUAUACUGAAGCAAGAAAGUGGAAUCAGACUGCUAUUCCAAUACUAAUUGGGACCAAAUUUGAUGAUUUUGUUCAGCUUCCACCAGACAUUCAAUGGUCUGUGGUGACACAGGCAAGGACAUAUGCAAAGGCAAUGAAAGCAACACUUUUCUUCUCAAGUUCAACACAUAACAUCAAUGUGAAUAAGAUCUUUAAGUUCAUAAUGGCAAAGCUCUUUAACUUGCCUUGGUCUGUCAAGAGAAAUCUUACUAUUGGUGAACCAAUUAUUGACUUCUAGUUCUUCCUACUACUACUGUUACGUUAUGUUUUGUAUAUAAAAGGAGGGAGUAGUGAAUUCAUUAACAUGUAAUAUUUGUAUUUCCUUUUCACCUUUCUUAUUGAGUGUAUAGCGAAAUCAAGGUUGAUGAUAAAUUCAGCAAAGUUUCCACGAUAUUUUACCUUUCCAUAUUAAAGGGCUCUUGUAUUUGGUAAUACUAAUAGAAUAUAUGAAGAAAAGUUUAGUGCGAC